Molecule: messenger RNA, 3194 nt
Organism: Cadophora gregata
Lineage: Eukaryota; Fungi; Ascomycota; Leotiomycetes; Helotiales; Ploettnerulaceae
Exons: 5
Coding region: 909-2660 (583 amino acids)
Biological process (GO): defense response; superoxide anion generation
Cellular component (GO): NADPH oxidase complex; plasma membrane
Molecular function (GO): superoxide-generating NAD(P)H oxidase activity
Source: RefSeq, a predicted model, not a curated record
AGCAUCCACGUCCUAUCAACCCCUAUCGAUGGCAGCAAUUCAAUAUGGAUGUUAUCAAAAGAUACAUCUGUUGUGGAUGCCAGAAAGAUCUCCAAAUGUCUCCCUCAGAACGGUGAGCUAAAGCCAGACAAGCCUCAAUUGUCCCUGUGAAGCGGGAAUAGUUAACCAGCAGACGAACUGCCAGCUUACGGUGUAUCAAAACACCGCAGUCCGUCCCCUACCAAGCGUACACUACUCGUAGCAACAUGCGGUUCAUAUCCAUGGCGGCUUCUCUCCUGUUUCGAGCAUCCGACCACCAAUCACACAUGGCAUCGCAAGCAGUGCUCUCCCCUCCCAGCCCAGGAGCCCACCAAGGCAUGCCUCUUCCCAUGAGACCGGCACCGUUCGGUAGGGUUUGUAGCGUACGGGAUCAAGCAUCGCUCAGACAACGCUUCUGCAACCUGCGGCAAGUGAUGAGCAAAGUCAGGCCAUCCUUUCCAUCGUGGAUCCCCCGGGGGUCCUCUUUUGCUCUUGCCGCAUAAGCGUGACUGGCUGUGAAGAGGCUCCUCUUCUUCCUUUGCACUUCCUUCUUCUCUUGGCACGGCCCCUCAAACCUAAACCCAGCACUUUUCGUUUCUCCCUACGAGCUCAGCCACCGGUGCAGGCAUUGUGUACAGGCUCGAAUACUCACGCUCCUUCACAACACCAGCACCUUCUCUUCGACCUUACCACCCUUUACACAUUCGGGCUUCUCAUCUCAGCAGGCUCUGAAUGAUAUCGCCGUUUUAAUACAAUACACACAACCGUUCUUUGCCACAGAUAAUCGGAGGAAGGAAGGGAGAAGUCGUCCAGUUCAAGUAGGAGAAGAGGGGUUCAAAGCGAGACGGAAGGUUGAGGAAAGGCCGACUUGAAGUCGCACCGCUUGCAAGAUGGACGAAAAGGGAUAUGCGAGGAGUAGUACGUCGUCGAUGAAGGUAUCGGAACGAGCGAGAUGGCCGCCCUUGACGAGGAUGUUGAUGUCGGGGGAAAUGAGUGGUGAACGGCCGAAGGACCUCAAUGCGCGUGAAAGAUUCGACAGGUGGAUGGUUAACGAAGGUUAUCGACGAUUUUUCGUCUUCGUCUUCGCUGCCAUUCAUGCAAUGGUCUUCGCCUUCGGUUUCAUGAACUAUCAGAUUAAGGACAACUUAUCGAUAGCAAGGAGUACGUUCGGUCUGACAUAUCCGAUAGCAAGAUCUGCGGCUCUCGUGCUUCAUUUUGACGUAGCCAUGAUUCUGUUCCCGGUCUGUAGAACACUCAUUUCUUUGGCUCGACAAACGCCUCUGAACGGCAUUGUACAAUUCGACAAGAACAUUACAUUCCAUAUGACAACAGCUUGGUCGAUCGUCUUUUUUUCUUGGGUCCAUACGAUUGCGCAUUGGAACAACUUCGCGCAGAUUUCAGCGAAGAACAACCUCGGAUUUGGCGGAUGGUUACUCGCCAACUUCGUUACCGGCCCAGGAUGGACAGGAUAUAUUAUGCUCACUGCGCUGAUGUGUAUGGUCAUUACUUCAGUCGAGAAGAUGCGUCGUGCCAACUUUGAGCGUUUCUGGUAUACUCACCACAUGUUCGUAGUGUUCUUCUUCUUCUGGUCUAUCCACGGUGCCUACUGUAUGAUUCAACCCGAUAUCGCCCCAUACUGCGUUGGACUCGGAUCCACGGCAAUUGGAGUAUUCUGGCAAUACUGGAUGUAUGGAGGGUAUAUCUACCUGAUGGAGAGAAUUGCCCGUGAGGUCCGAGGCAAGCACAAGACAUACAUCUCCAAGGUUGUUCAACAUCCCAGCAUGGUCUGCGAGAUUCAGAUCAAGAAGGAAAACACAAAGACGAGAGCUGGACAGUAUAUUUUCUUCUGCUGUCCCGAGGUUUCCGUUUGGCAAUAUCACCCUUUCACUUUGACUUCAGCACCCGAGGAGGAUUACAUCUCCAUCCAUAUGAGAAUGCAGGGCGACUUUACGAAAGCAGUUGGAAAGGCUCUUGGAUGCGAAAUCGAUAAGCCAAGAGGAGGAGAUAAAAAGGAUGCAUCCCAAGUCGUCAGUGUCAACAAGAACGGACCAGGAGCCGAAGGUGUUGACCCAGCUAUUCGCCGAGUACUCCCCCGCGUUUAUAUCGAUGGUCCAUUCGGUUCCGCCUCGGAAGAUGUCUUCAAGUAUGAGAUUGCUAUGCUUGUAGGAGCAGGUAUCGGAGUUACACCAUUCGCAUCGAUUCUGAAGUCCAUCUGGUACCGGAUGAACUACCCACAAAAGAAGACUCGCCUCCGCAAAGUUUAUUUCUUCUGGAUUUGUCGUGACUUUGGCUCCUUCGAAUGGUUCCGCUCGUUACUACUCGCCAUCGAGGCUCAAGAUAUGGACAACCAUAUCGAGAUCCACACAUAUCUCACCGCCAAGAUCAAGGUCGAUGAUGCCACCAACAUCAUGAUCAACGAUGCCAACGCCGACCGCGAUGCCAUCACCGGCUUAAGAGCACCUACGAAUUUCGGCCGUCCCAAUUGGGAUAUGGUGUUCAAGAGUGUACGCAAGAUUCACAGCCCGGCCGAGGCGGGUGUGUUUUUCUGUGGUCCGAAGGUUUUGGGAAGUCAGUUACAUAUCAAGUGUAAUAUGUAUACCGAGCCUGGAUUCGCCUUCCAGUGGGGCAAAGAGAAUUUCUAGACGGACAAAAUGGCAACUUUGCAAACUUUUUUCUGUUUAUUCUUCAUUUAAGGCAGCGUGCAUGGUAUGCGGUAGAUGGACGGAAUGGAUCAGGUGAUGGGACUGAUGAUAUUAUUGAGGAUGCAUCUGGGGGAGAGGGGCAAGCGCGAGCGAUGGUAUAUAUAUCGGAGGGACUAGAUGUCCGCCACCCAGAUGGACCUUUUGUCGUCUUCAUCUCCUUUUCCUUUUUUUAUCGGAAAGCAAAUUAUAAGAAAUGUGUAUUUUACUCGUUUCUGCUUUUCCAACCCCUACUGUUGGUUGUCAUUUUUGAUGAAUUUUUCCAGUUCGGUUCGGUUCAGCAGCGCCUGGCGCGUUUAUUUGAUGCUGGGAGGAGCUUAGGUUGUUGAGUUCGGAUGGCAUGAAGAGAUGAUGGUAAGGUUUAUGUAUAUAAUUCAUUAGACAGAUGGUAUAGCAUGGACCGGAUGAACUGGAAUGACAUGAGUUGGGUUGAUAAUAGACGAUGGCACUCUGAAAUCGCAAUAGUGGAGAUGCACA